Parnassius mnemosyne (clouded apollo) is the source of this 204-nucleotide messenger RNA. The record is from the annotation of a GenBank genome assembly. Lineage: Eukaryota; Metazoa; Arthropoda; Insecta; Lepidoptera; Papilionidae.
UUGAAGUUAUGGGGUGCCUUUGCAACUUACUCAGGAUUUGGUUUCCUUGGGACAGUAUACUUGUACUUUUAUUUACCGGAAACAGAAGGAAAAUCCCUACAAGAAAUAGAAGACUUCUACAACACCGACAAGUUGAGAAUAUUUGCUGAUGAUCCAGUUAUCAACUUAUUUAAAAGAUUUAAAAGAAAAAAGUAUUAUAUUUGA